GGUUGUCUUACACUUUUAUCACAUGUUGAGAUUAACUGUAGGCAAUACAUUACAUUACAUGAACUCUCCUCUGAUUUUAUCUGCUCUUCGUCUCUCAUUGAAGCUGACCCAACCCUUCAUGGAUACUCUGGACCUGCUGAGCCCUUACCUGUUCUGAUACAAAGGGAAGAACUUUGCAGUGAAGGAGGGUUUGAAACCCAAAUACCUCGAUGCUCUCCAGCAUGUGGAUGUCCACCCGAAUGAUAUCUAUCUGAUCAUUUAACCAAAGUCAGGCACAAUAUGGAUGCAGCAGAUUAUUGUCAAGAUCAUGGAUGCUGCACACCCUGACCAAGUGGAGGACGCCACUAAUAGAUUGCGUUUUCCCCAGCUGGAGGGUAGAACUGUGGACAACUUUCUUCGAGAAAGGCCAGAUCCCCGGCUCUACCGUACACACCUGCCCCCUAACAUGUUGCCCCAUGGAGUGAAGACCAAGAGAAUCAAGGACGUCAGCGGGGAAGUCUUGAAGCUUUGUGCUUUUCUGGGAAAAGCUUUGACUGAUGAAGCCAUUGAUCAUGUUGUGGAGAUGUCCUCCUUCAAACACAUGAAGACAGACCCCAACACAAACUAUAAGGAGUUACUAGAAAAACAGCGCUACCAGAAGGAAACCAUGCGCAAAGGUGUGGCAGGCGACUGGAAGAAUUUCUUCACCGUAGCCCAGAAUGAGCUUUUUGACCGAGUGUUCACAGAGAGUUAGGGAAAUUCAUUUUGCAGAAAGGGGAUUAAAGAAGUCUGAUAUUGUUUUUUAUAUAUAUAUAUCUGUCCCUCAAUAUCCCUAGUUCCAGUCACUACCUCUGUAUGCGCCACAACAAUCUUGUGCUGUUAGACCUGCUGCUAUGGAGCUUGGGCAGCGCAUUUUCUCCCAGCCACUUAUAUCUUUGCCUAAAGUUACAAAUCCAGAUGUUGUUCAUCUUGUUGAAAAAUUUCCACUCCCAAUCACACAGCUGCAUGGCA
Epinephelus fuscoguttatus (brown-marbled grouper) is the source of this 990-nucleotide messenger RNA. RefSeq names its product sulfotransferase 1E1-like. Gene Ontology annotation, cellular component: cytoplasm. NCBI's taxonomy places the organism in Eukaryota, Metazoa, Chordata, Actinopteri, Perciformes, Serranidae. Gene Ontology annotation, biological process: sulfation. The record is from RefSeq and is a predicted model, not a curated record. The coding region runs from base 284 to 733 and encodes 149 amino acids. Gene Ontology annotation, molecular function: sulfotransferase activity. The transcript has 4 exons.